Molecule: messenger RNA, 1134 nt
Organism: Cynocephalus volans (Philippine flying lemur)
Lineage: Eukaryota; Metazoa; Chordata; Mammalia; Dermoptera; Cynocephalidae
Gene: RNF133
Product: ring finger protein 133
Exons: 1
Coding region: 1-1134 (377 amino acids)
Source: RefSeq, a predicted model, not a curated record
AUGAAUCUACUCAAGACUGGCACUUGGAGAAACAACACUGCACCUUCCUGGCUUCUGAAAUUCAGUUUUCUUUGGCUGUUUAGUCAGAACUGUUGUAGAGCGAGUGCUGGUUGGACAGCGUACAUGAACAUAUCAUUCCACAUUGGGAAUCGCAUGGUGUCAGAGUUGGGGGAGACUGGAGUAUUUGGAACAAGCUCUGCUUUGAAGAGAAUGAUGGGAGUGAUAGUGCCACCAGAGGGAAAAACCCAAAAUGCAUGUAAUCCCAAUACCAGUUUCAGCCGAUCAAAGAACUCAGAGAAGUGGCUCGCACUUGUUGAACGAGGAGGUUGUACCUUCACACAGAAAAUUAAGGUGGCAACCGAGAAGGGAGCCAGUGGAGUGAUCAUCUAUAACUUUCCAGGAACUGGCAAUCAGGUUUUCCCCAUGUCUCAUCAAGCAUUUGAAGAUAUCGUUGUGGUGAUGAUUGGUAACUUAAAAGGCAUGGAAAUUUUGCGUUUAAUUCAGAAGGGAGUUUACGUCACAGUCACGGUUGAAGUAGGGAGAAAACGCAUCCUAUGGAUGAAUCACUACUUUGUUUCUUUCAUGAUCGUCACAAGCACUAUGUUAAUAUAUUUCAUCUCUUAUCAUAUUCGAAGACUUUGGGUAGCAAGGAUUCAGACCAGGAGGUGGCGGCGAUUAACAACAGAUCUCAAGAAAGCAUUUGGCCAGCUCCAAGUUCGGGUAUUAAAAGAGGGGGAUGAGGAAGUAAAUCCAAAUGGAGAUAGCUGCAUAGUUUGCUUUGAACUUUAUAAGCCUAAUGAUACAGUUCGUAUUCUGACUUGCAAACACUUUUUCCACAAGAAUUGCAUUGAUCCCUGGAUUCUAGCCCAUGGGACAUGUCCCAUGUGUAAAUGUGACAUCCUUAAAGCUUUGGGGAUUCAAGUAGAUGUUGAAGAUGGAACAGAAUCUUUGCGAGUUCUAAUGUCCAGUGAGUUACCUGAGACCCUAUCACCUAAUGAAGCGGAGACAAAUAUUGAGCCUCCUUCAGCAAGAAUGUUAGAUAAAGUGACCCAUGUGCAGGAGAACCCUACUUCACAGAAUGACAACCAGCCUAAUUCAGGAAGGGACGAUAUCCAUCCUUCACCUUUAGCAUGA